Pedinophyceae sp. YPF-701 is the source of this 1161-nucleotide messenger RNA. The record is from the annotation of a GenBank genome assembly. Lineage: Eukaryota; Viridiplantae; Chlorophyta; Pedinophyceae.
AUGCACCCACCCGGUUCGCAGGACCUCUCGAAGGAGGAGGCGUUCCUUCCUAAGCUCAUCGCGGACCUCAAAGAGCUGCCCGAGUACGGCAUCAAGACCCCCGAGCUCUACUCCCCGAACAUCGUCUUCACGGACCCGCUGAUGCGGAUCGACGGCCGGGCGUCGUACCUGUUUAACAUCCAGGCGCUCAUUCUGUUCUUCAAGUGCGACUUCAUCGUGCACUCGGGCUACGCGUCCGCGCCGAACGAGAUCACCACCAUCUGGACGAUGGACUUCAAGCUGGACCAGCUCCCGGUGGUGUCGGGGCCCAUGUCGGCCCUCGGGAUCAAGCCGUCCCCGAUCGUCAUCACGGGCAAGUCGACCUACACGCUCAACACCGAGUGCGACACGGUCGUGCUCCAGGCGGACGAGUGGGACUCGGUCGACAACCCCAACCCCAUGCCGUUUGAGGGCAUCCUGGACCUGGGCCGCCAGAUCGCCAGCUCAGUGCUGAGCACCACGCCCAGCCUCGAGACGCCGGACUACACCGUCCUGCGCCGCGCCCAGGAGUACGAGAUCCGCCAGUACAAGCCCUUCAUGGUGGCGGAGACGGAGAUGCAGGGCGGCAUCGAGGGCCUGUCGCGCGGCGGCGGCUUCAACACGCUCGCGAGCUACAUCUUCGGCGAGGGCAACGCCUCGAACACCAAGAUGGAGAUGACUACGCCCGUCUACACCACCCCGGGCGAGGGUGGCUCCGGCGGCACCAUGUCGUUCGUCAUCGAGGGCAAGUACGGCGACGACGAGGACGCGCUGCCGAAGCCCACGGACGCCGAGCGCGUCGUCGUGCGCCGCCAGGACAUGGGCCUGGUCGCAGCUGUUCGGUUCCCGGGCCUUCCGCUCGACUUCGAGGUGAAGGACAACGAGCGCAAGUUGCGCAAGGCGCUGGAGCGGGACGGAAUCAAGGCGUGGGACGGGUACCGCCUGGCGCAGUACAACGACCCGUUCACGCCGCCGUUCCUGAAGCGCAACGAGAUCCUGAUCAACCUGGACAGCUUCAGCUUCGAGCGGCCAGGGGCGGCACCGGCGCUGGAGGUGGUGACGCCCGCCGAGGAGGAGGUGGUGGCGGAGAGCGAGGUGACGGUCGUGGCGCCGGUCGUCGAGGACAGCGAGGCCAAGCAGUGA